AUGGCUGGAGGCGUCAAGAAACCCGUCAACAUCUUCAAGCUCAAGGACCUGGGCGAGCCAGCCGGCGCGUUCAACUGGCGACUUUGGUUCGCAGUUGUAUCGUUCGCUCUGCUUGGUGCUGCGCGAGGUAUCGAUGAGGGUCUUAUCUCUGGAUCGUUCAACUCCAAGAAUUUCCAGGAGAAGAUCAACUAUGACACGUACACGACUGUCGAACAGGCCAACAUCAAGGCCAAUGUCUCUGCUAUGGUCCAGCUCGGUUCCGUUGCUGGUGCUCUUAUUGCUUUCUUAAUUUGCGAUCGUAUUGGCCGAAUCUGGGCUACCCGUGUCCUUUGCACACUUUGGAUGCUAGGAAUUGUUAUCUUUAUGGUAUCUGGUGUCAAUGGCAGUCUGGCUGGAGUAUACGCUGGGCGAUUCAUUGCAGGAUUAGGAGUUGGUCAGACACCUGUCGUUGGACCUGUUUAUAUCGCUGAGAUUGCUCCUCCUGCUAUUCGUGGUCUCUGUUCUUGUCUCUUCACAGGUUCUGUCUACAUCGGUAUCGUUCUCGCUUACUUCACAAACUACGGCGCUCACCUGAACAUCGCCGAGGAAUCGCAUAACCAGUGGCUCGUCCCUACCAGUCUUCAUAUCUUGUUCUCCGGCUUGAUCUUCAUCCUCAUGUUCUUCCAGAGCGAGUCCCCUCGUUUCCUGGUCAAAGAAGGAAAGCCAGAAGAAGCUGCUAAGGUUCUUGGACGUCUUCGCCAGCAGCCCGCGGAAGGCGAAUACAUUGUUCGCCAGAUCUCCGAGAUCCAGGCUGCUCUUGACCACGAACUUGAGGCUACCAAGGGUGUCGGCUUUCUCGGCAAGGUCAAGGAGCUGCUCUUUGUCCCCAGCAACCUGUACCGUCUUUACAUGACUUCCAUGGUUCAAUUCCUCUCUCAGUGGUCUGGUGCUGGUUCUAUCACUCUUUAUGCCCCUGAUCUGUUCAAGAUUAUGGGUAUUGUUGGAAAACAGGAGGGUCUCCUUGUUACCGCCGUUUUCGGAAUUGUCAAGUUUAUCGCCGCUAUUAUUUGCGCUCUCUUUCUCGUCGAUGUCAUUGGCCGAAAGCGAGCUCUUCUUAUCGGUAUCACUCUGCAGACAAUUGCUAUGGCGUACGUCGCUGCUUUCCUCACCAAGAUCCCCCAGCUCGGCGUCGACGAGGACUUCGUUCUCCCCGAUUCUGACAAGACUGUUUCGCGAGGUGCAGUGGCUAUGAUAUAUAUUUCAGGCUUCGGCUGGGCUCUCGGUUGGAACUCUAUGCAAUACCUACUUACAGCAGAGCUAUUUCCUCUUCGCAUUCGCGCCCUCGCUACAUCCUGGGCCAUGACACUACACUUCGCAAACCAAUAUGGUAAUUCUCGGGCAGUUCCAAACAUGCUUCUUGCGGUUUCUAAGGGCGGCAUAUCCCCUAAUGGAACCUUUUUCUGCUUCAUGGCUGUCACAUUUUUGGGCGGCCUUUGGGUCUGGUUCUCCGUUCCUGAGACCAGUGGACAGAGUUUAGAGAGCAUGGAUGAUCUAUUCGAGCUUCCUUGGUAUAAAAUCGGUCUUUACGGUAACAAAAACGCUGAGGAGAUCGGUGAGGCUCGUACCGAGAAGCAACGCUAUGUCGAGGAGAGUCACGCCACUGGUAUUGAGCUUGAGCACCAGCGAAAGCAGGGUGUUUAA
Molecule: messenger RNA, 1680 nt
Organism: Fusarium sp. VM40
Lineage: Eukaryota; Fungi; Ascomycota; Sordariomycetes; Hypocreales; Nectriaceae
Source: the annotation of a GenBank genome assembly